CUCCCCCGCGCGCGCUCCGUCUAUUUUUUCCCAUCGCUUUCAUUCUGACACUCUAAAGUAGGUCACCGGGUGGAAGUUACAGCCGGUACAGACCCCGGCUUUGAUGCGAAGGCAGAUUUUCUCCCCCGGCCUCGGGCGGGGGGGAUGCACUGCAACUAUUCGGUUCCGUAGAGCUGCCCGCCCCCAUACCUUGCAGCCAGCGCCGGCGACCGUGGCGUUGACAAUGGUCCGCAGAGCGGAGCGGCGGGAAGCCUCUUUUCCACCCUAGUUCGGCCGGCCCUGCGCCUGCCCCUGCCCCGCGGACCGGGAGGAGGGGGCGCGACAGGUCGCCUCCCGCGCUCUCCGGCGUCCGCGUCCCGGGUCUGACCGCCUGGAUGUGGAGGUUUCCCAUACGUCUGAGAGUUCUGCCACACCAGCCAAGUGUCCUACAAUUUAACUCAAUCCUGACAUCAUCCACCUGCAAAUAGACUUGGACACCACAAGUCAAGGGCUCAGUCCCACAAGAUUGCUACCCUCCUGCCACACACACACCCCCACACCCCAGAUGCCAAUGGCCAAUCCGGCAGCCACUACAUGGCGUGAAGCGCGUCAUCUUGCCAGACCUUAGCUGAUCUGUGGCCAAGCAACGUAUGGCAUCUCAAUUCUGGCUGGGCCACCACUGAGUCCAGACUCUGAGGUACCUGAUGGGCAAGCUCCUCGGAGCCCCUCACUUUGGGCAGGUUGGCACAGUGAAUCCAGAACCUCUGGUCCUGUAUUCCCUUCAAAGGCUCAUACAGGGUGGUCUGUCGUGUGAAGGGCCUCGCUAUUUGAUUCCACUCCUACUACUUUGCAUUUACAUUACACACUGAGAAAAUUAUCAACAACAACUAUCACUCUCUGAGGGUGGAAACUGCCAUGAAUCACAAAGACAAGAAGAUGGAUCAUGCAGCCGCCCAGCUGGAGAAGCAGCACGUGCACGAUGUGUAUGAGAGCACCGCUCCUUACUUCAGCGACUUGCAGAGCAAAGCCUGGCCUCGUGUCCGCCAGUUCCUCCAGGACCAGAAGCCUGGCAGCCUCAUCGCCGACAUAGGUUGUGGAACUGGAAAGUAUCUUAAAGUGAACAGCCAGGUACAUACCCUGGGCUGUGACUACUGUGCGCCAUUGGUAGAGAUUGCCCGGAGUAGAGGAUGUGAAGUCAUGGUAUGUGACAACCUUAAUCUCCCCUUUAGGGAUCAGGGCUUCGACGCCAUCAUCUCCAUAGGAGUCAUACAUCAUUUUUCUACAAAACAAAGAAGAAUCAGAGCAAUAAAGGAAAUGGCCAGGGUCUUAGUUCCUGGAGGCCAGCUGAUGAUUUAUGUUUGGGCCAUGGAACAAAAGAACCGGCACUUUGAGAAGCAAGACGUCCUUGUUCCAUGGAACAAAGCCUUGUGCUCCCAGCCCCUCUCGGAAUCCAGCCAGCCUGGGAGAAAGAAGCAGUGCGGCCAUCCAGAAAGAAGCCACCCCUACCCCCCUCCCUGCUCUGCGUGUCGCUGUCCCAUUUGUUUUAAGGGGCGCUGUGAUUCGAGGCGGUCCCGCAGCGUGGACCGUGACUCUGCUCUAGCUGGCACCUGCUGUGCAAAUAUUUCCAAGGAAGGCGAGGAAGAAAACGGAUUCUAUAACACGCUGGGGAAAUCUUUUCGUUCCUGGUUUUCCUCUAGAUCUUUGGAUGAAUCAACUCUGAGGAAGCAAAUUGAAAAAAUGAGACCCUUGAAAAACACAGAAAGUUGGGCCAAUAGCACGAUAUCCACCCAGCCUUCAAGACACUCAAGUUUCGACUUAGAUCAUCCAGAGCCAUUUUCGACAGGAGAGCAACAUUUAGAUGAGGAAGUGUUUGUGGAGACUUCUCAGAAACGCCUGGAAUGGCUGAGAGCGCCCGCCACACACAAACACCUAAAUGGAGACCAUCCAAGAGGCGUGAGGAGAAAUGGAGAUGGGAAUUUUCUGGGUAGCACCAAUACCGGGGAGAAUUGUACGGAUGCAGGUAACUUAGAAGAGGGUACCCCUUCUGCUAGUAAAAUAUGGAGGAGGAUAUCUGCAGCUGAUUCCAAAGAUUCCAACCCAGGUGACACCAUUUCUGUCGAAGAACAACAGCCCGACAUUUUGGAAUCUGGUGCCUUUAUGCGCUAUUACCACGUGUUUCGAGAAGGCGAGCUCUAUGGCCUGCUGAAGGACAGUGUGUCGGAACUCCAUAUUCUGAGCUCUGGGAAUGAUCAUGGCAACUGGUGUAUCAUUGCAGAGAAGAAGGAAAGUUGUGAUUGAUCGGAUCAUUUCAGACAUCUCCUCCAAAAGAUGAACCCCAUUCUUCUCACUGGGUCUGUGAUAUGGUCCCCUGAAUGGGCAUCCAAUUUCGUCAUUUGGUCUGUAUUGAAUCCAUUUAUAUUUUGGUCUAUAGAGACUAUGAAUUCAUCAUCUUUUUAGUCUAUAGACAAGCACAGUGCUUGGCAUCUGAAGCAUCUGACAAAGAGUAUUUGUGGUUAAAUGUUAAUAUAAGAGAUCUGAAGAAGCAAUAUAACAUGAACUUCAAUACAGCUGAAUCACUACAACAAUACAUGUAUACUGGUUUUCAGUAUUAUAUAGCGACUUCAAAAGAUUCUGCUUUUAAGUAUACCUUUUAAAAACAUCAUUUGUAUAUAGGAAGGGGGUAAUUCCUACUUCUCUGGUUAUAAUUUAGAUCUGUGUGCAAGAUAAUAGGUAAACUUGUACCAGGGCACAAAUGUAAUUUGAACCAGGUGAUAAAUUAUUUCGUUGCCAAGGCCUUGCUUCUAUUUAAAGUCUUCAGAAAGGUGAGAGAUGGUGGAGAGAGACAAGAAGGGUUCCGAGAACUUUUCUAGAUGAUAAGCGAACUUGCUUCACGUUAAGUAAAUAAUAAGGUUUUUGAUGUUGCUCAGAGGCUUUAAAGGCACUGUCAGCAUGUAGAGAGCGGAGUAUGUGGGCACAGGGAAGUUGUUGCAAGUUACCCAGGUGGUAUUCUUCCAACUUAUUAGAAGCAGGAAUAUCCAGUUACGGCAAGACCAAGAUUGACUAAUGAGUUUUCAUCUGGAAUGAUGCUUUACUUAUGCAUUGAAGGGAUACUUAGGAAAUGAGAAUCUGGUUGAAACAGUGCUUUUUAUUGGUUCUCAAAACAAACAGAUCAUUAAGGUACAAGAUAUUUGGACUUGGUGGAGGACUGAUUGUUGGACCGUUAAAAAUAAUAUCUGGGCAUUUAUCUUACUGAAAGGGACUACAUUUUAAUAGUUAUAUUAGGGACUUAGGUAGAAUCAAGUCCUAUUAAUUAAAGGUUCAAUUUUUGCCACUUUAUAGACAAACGAAUAGCUGGGCACUGGUCACCACAUCUGUUUGCAUUUAACCAUGGGUCUGUUUAAAUCCAUGUCGUGGAUUCUGAGACACAGAUAUAAUUAGGAGAAGCAAAAGUAAGUUGACCCAAGAAUACAGUUUCAGGCAGUUCCUUAAUGAGGAGAGAAUCAACACUUGACAAAAGGCUUUUUACUGUAUGGGCCACUGUAAACCCAGAGGAAACCCAAUUCUUGUUUUGUUUUCCACUGAAAUUACUAAAAUAGUAUAAGAUUUCAUUUGUGUUGGGUUUAUUUUUCCAUUCGGUGAUUGUGCUCUAACUUAAAAUAAUGAUGCUACUUUCAAAGAAAUUUAAAGGACUUUUAAAAAAAAUUUAUUUAAUUUAUUUAUUUUCGGCUGCAUUGGAUCUUCGUUGCUGCACGUGGGCUUUCUCUAGUUGCGGCAAGCAGGGGCUACUCUUCAUUGUGGUGUGCGGGCUUCUCAUUGCAGUGGCUUCUCUUGUUGCGGAGCACGGGCUGUAGGCUCGUGGGCUUCAGUAGUUGUAGCACGCGGGCUCAGUAGUUGUGGCUUGCAGGCUCUAGAGCACAGGCUCAGUACUUGUGGUGCACGGGCUUAGUUGCUCCACGGCAUGUGGGAUCUUCCCGGACCAGGGCUCGAACCCCUGUCCCCUACAUUGGCAGGCAUAUUCUUAACCACUGCACCACCAGGGAAGUCCUAAAGGAUUAUUUUUAAUGUGCAUCUGAAAAGUACUGGUGUUUAUUACUCUCUCGUGGCUUCGAAAUAAGAUUGCAUCAUCACCUUUUCGUUUGAUGAGGUUGUCGGGUGGAAGUGAGAUCUACGAUUUAUAUUGUUCGGCACACAGUUUGCAUCAGAGGGACGGUGAAAACAGACAUAAAAGUGGAAUAUAAAUUAAAAUUUAAUUUAAUGUCUUCCAUUUCUUAAAUGAGGACAUUAAGUCAUGAGUGUUAGUGGGGGUUUUUGGUGGAAAGAAAUGUUCUCAGAGUCAGAGACAUUCUUACAAUUAAGGCUUGAUGACCUUUUUAUUACGAGUGGAUUUUUCCUCUCCUUGAAGCCUGUUGUCACAUGUAUCUUUAAUCCCAGCCUUGCUGCUAGAAAUCUGUUUCAAGUCAGGGCUUUCUGGUGGUAGCCCACCACUUACAUGGAACUCAAGUUUAUUAGAUGGCUCCAGAAAAGCUUUGAGCAAACCUAUAUGAGCAACUCCACACACACACACACACACACACACACACACACACACCACUUUGUAUAAAAUGACUCUCUAGAAUAGUUCUUUAGAGAGGAAUAUUUUCACAUAAUUUUGACAGGGCUGUAAAUUUAAAAAACACUAAUAAUAGCGAUCUUUCGCCCUCCAUCUACCAAGCACAAGAAUUCUAUUCAUCCAGACGUUAUUUCGUAUGCAAAUAUUUGACUUUGUGGUUGAUAACAUCUCUUUGGUAUUCAUGUGCAAAGCACUCUUAAAUCUAACUUCUGCCUUUGGAGAUAUAUACAUACAUAUAUAUGUAUAAAUCUCCAUGGAUAUAUAUGGAUAUGGUAUAUCCAUAUACUUCAUAUAUACAUGAUAUAUAUGCCCUUGAAGACCCAACCUAAUGUAAAUAUCUUGAUCAUUUAAAAUAAAUUAUGUUCAUAUUAGGACUGUCCUUAAAAGGAAAUACAAAUAAGUGAGUUUAAACAUACACAGGUUAUUUGUGAGUAUUCAGUCGGCCUUAACUUGCUCUAUUAUAGAUUUUGCUAAUCUAUCUGAAGUACAUACUUUGAAAACUUAGACUCUGUUACUAACACUGGAUCAAGGAGUGUCUUUCCUGUCCAUUCCCCUUUACUUGUUGGCAUCACUGCAGAGUCCCACUAUCUGAAGUGGAGGUGAGCAUGUGCGGGGGAUUCUUGGAAGGGCCUUAAAAACCUCUGCUGGCUUAUUGAUGCCUCACUGGCCUACCUGAGGAAUUCCAUAAACAGUCAAACGAUUUGGGGGAAGUGCGUUAACAUGGACAAAGGAUGCAACCAGGCGAGCGGCCCAUUCAAACUAUUAUUUUUAAAAUUGUCACCAAAGUGAUUAAAUGACACCAGCAAGUCAUGGUAACUAAGAAACCAUCAACACACGUCUUGGAUUAUCAAUUUCAUUUGUUCUUCCCUUCUCACCACACAUCCCUAUAUACAAGAUGGUGUGUGAUUUCUGUUUUUAGUUUGCCUUUCUGUGUCCUUCCAAAUUCUAGAUGUCAGUACUUCCUCUGGGUUUUAACUGACCAUCAGUUGAACUGGCAAAAAUUAGCAGUAAUCCAGAGAGAAAAUAAUCCAGAUUUAAAUCAGCUAGUAAUGUUAACGUACUUGUAUAUUAAUGGCCAUCAAAAGAAUAAGCACUGGGCUUCCCUGGUGGCGCAGUGGUUGAGAGUCCGCCUGCCGAUGCAGGGGACGCGGGUUCGUGCUCCGGUCCGGGGAGAUCCCACGUGCCGCGGAGCGGCUGGGCCCGUGAGCCAUGGCCGCUGAGCCUACGCGUCCGGAGCCUGUGCUCCGCAACGGGAGAGGCCACAGCAGUGAGAGGCCCGCGUACCGCAAAAAAAAAAAUGAGUUGUGAGCACUCAGUUUGGGAGGGAGGGGGAAAUGGGGUAUAACCACUGGCCGGGCAGCUGCAGUCUGGGAAGAACAAAUUAGGGCAAAAGCCUGAGCAUGUCUCUCGUAUUGUGUAGGAAAUAUGAAAUAAUAACAGCAGCUAACUUCUUAAAUAUCUAACAUGGAUUAUUUUAUCUGUAAUCCUCACCAUUGCUAAGUAUACUUAUUGCUCCCACUUUGCAGAUUAGGAAAACUGAGUCAGAAAGAAAUCAAUUAAAUUGCCCAAUGCCACAUUCAUCUAGUAAAGGGCAGGGCUGAAUUUCAAACCAGGCAGCUGCCUCCCAGCCUGUGUUCUUACCCACAACACUGUAAACCCCCAGUCAUGAUGCAAGGCAGAUUAUGAGAACAUUUCAAGGGAAGUGUGAUUAGCCCCUUUCCAAAUAAGCUUUAGUAAGGUUAAGCAAAGAUUUCACAGUUAUACAGUAAUUGGACAGGAAUCCCUUAUAUAUUUUUCCCUAUCUUUUAUAUUAACUUUUUUCAUUUGUAAUUCUCUUUCCAUUUGAUUUUAAUUAAAAAAAAUAGUAACAAAAUGCUCUGUGAUCACUUUUAUCCAACUCUUCGAUCCUCUAAAAAUUGGUAUUAUUGUUUUCCCAUUUUAUAGGUGAGAAAAUAGAGGGCUAUUCAGAUAUUUCAUUCCUUCCGUUUGUUCACUGAACCCUGUUAUGUGCCAAAUACAUAGGAUAAUACGGCAAAGAAUAUCAGGUAUAUCGAGGAUACACCGAAUAUAAGAAUUAACUGAGCAGAAAGUGCCAAACUGGAGCAGUUUUUUUCAUAUUCCUUGUGCACCUACUACUGCAUUCUAUUCGUUUGCUUGAGAAAAGCAAUUUACAAAAACCCCUCUUAGAGAAUCUCAACGCAUAUGAGCAUAUUUAAGGCUUCCCCUAAAGUAAACUGGGAUUUGAUUUAACUGAGCUUGCCCUCAACAUGGUAACAUCCUCUGGCACAAGCAUUCUGUGGAAUACAUUUCAGAAAAUAACACACCCAACAGAGUAAAAUGCAGACUCCUUAGGAUGGCCUGCACAUCCCCCACUUCAUAAAUUCUCUCAAGUGUUUUUCAGGCUCAUCUCUUGCAAUUGCAAACAUUUUUUUUCUGUUUUGCAAUCUGCUGUUUUAAACAACACUUUCAUUAGGAUUUACAUAAUGACAAGUAAUUAUCACAUCCCCUGGAUAUAAACUUGAAUUUUAAAUGCCAACUGUAAUCCUUCUCCAAAGAAAAAUGCAUGAAACAGACUGCAUUCUGUCAAUUCAAAGGGCAUCUGAGAUAAGUGUCAUCACACACCCAUCCAACAGAUGGAAGAACCAUGGAAGUGGAAGGGAAUUACAGAAGCAUCAGCAGACCUCAAACCAGAACACUCAACCCCCCUCAUCCCAAUCUCAACUCAAAUUUAUGAUUACUGGUUUGAUAUUAUAGACUCCAUAUCUGCAACCUCGAAUAGCUACAAAACUGGAGUGGGAAUAUUUUAAAAGAACUCUUACCAACUAAGGACUGAAAUGGUAAUGCACAUAGAAAGCAUUUGGCAUGGUAUGGGGAAUGCAAUCACGGAAGCCUAAGAGAGCUAAUCAAAGAGCUCACUGUGAACUGCCUAUUUUUUAUUCACCAUGGUCCUCCAGUAUGUGAUGCAUUCGUAGGAAUGUGAAUCAUUUCAGUUAUAACCCACAUUCUGUUCCCCUCUAGAAGCAGGUCUUUCCCAAUUGCUUAUGCCUUGUCAUCACUCUACCUGGGUGGGAGCAGAGCUAUAAUGUAAUCUACAUGGCCAAUCUGACGGACCGCUUGUGAGAGGUGAUUGUCAAAUUGGAUCUCUCAUGGGGCAAAUCAAUAUAUAUUUUGUCUCUCCUUCAGCUAGAACUGGCAAAAAUAUAAUUUACCCAACCCAACUGAUUAUUAAUUAAUCUACAUGUAAAAAUAUAUUUUCUCCACACAAAACAUUUAUUCUUCUCUGGAUAUUACCUCCAUAAAGAAAAGACAGAGGGUCACUGUCAUUAAUCUGUAGCCAGUGUAACUGAAUGUUGAAUUCCAUGAAAAAUUUACAUUUGUAUUUAUGCUCGCCCAGAAGGGAAUCUGGCUGAAUGACAGGCAUUUCUCUAAUGCAAUCAUACCACUUCCAUGAGAUUUUCUAUUAACGUAUGUAGACGGACACCAUUAGUAAAGGUUUGCUUUUCUAUUCUACUUAUUUACACUACUUAUUACCCUGGCAAUACUUAAGGCUCACUAAUGUGGACCCCAGUGGAAUUUCUCAGAUACUUUGAAUAUGUAUGUAAAAACUGUCCCAUUUUCUUUAGAUGUUCUCUUAAAUAUGUAUUAUGUAAAUAUAUAUGUAUGUAUAUUCCUCGACAUCUAGUGUUUGCUGUCACUAGUGACCUUCUUAUGCACUUGUAAAAACGUUAAAUUAGCAAUUACACUGGAAAUGUAUUUCAUUGAAUACAUUUUGUUUUGGGGAAAUAUGAAGAGAACUGUCAUAUAUUAUUGUGCCUCCUCUGGUGUUGACGUGUAUUUGUAUCAAAAGUGCAAAAAUCCUUUUCUUCUACAAUAUAGUUAGUUACUUUAGCUUUUCCCAGAUGAAGCUAGCAAUAGUUCUAAAAGGACAAGUUGAUGUAAAAUAUCGUGACGUUUGUACUAAGUUGGAGGUAUUUUAUUUGCAUUAACCAAUAAUGUUUAGGAUCUUUUGUAGUAAGUAUUAUUAAAAAUAGUGUAAUUUGUAUGCCUAUGAAAUGUAUAAGAUAGUUUGUUAUGUCUAAAUGUACUUUCAAAAAUGUUACUAGAUGAACAAAAUUCUGCCUUUCAUCUCCACUCUUGAGUGUGACAGGACAGGUAUUACCCUCUUUCCAUUCACACAGGCACCUCUCCUUAGACUCAACAGAACUGGGCGAAUUUGUAUUUGGAUUCUGUUAGCUUUGUCGAAAAGAAACGAAGCUAGCCAUUUAAUAACACAGUGUCAUUAAGGGGUUAAUAAAGGGAUAUUAUUGACUAAAGCAAAAAGACAUCUUUUAAGAUGAAUAAAGAUGUAUUAGACUAUCUGAAAGUGGGCAUGUGUGAAAAUACAAUACUAAUAUUGAAAGAGCAUCAUUUUUUAUGUUAUUGGAAUGCAAGCACUUUUAUUCUUUUUCCUGACCUGCUCCAUCUGCAGGCUGUCAGCUCAUUAUCAGAGUUGGGGGUGUGACGUAAAAGGGGAUUGAGGCCGGCACUGCUGUGGCUCCCAGCAGGGCCGCGUUCGAGCAGCAGAUGGUGCCCUGGCAUGUGCAGCCCUGACCACCUCCCAUCCCUUCAGCAUCUCCCCGAGCAAUGGAAGAAGCUACUGCAUCUCCCCAAGCAUCCGUGUGCUGACGAAAACUGAUGAUGUGGGCUUGGUCCUUGGAGUUCACUGAUCAAGGGUUAAAAUGAAAACCAACCAGUGACCAAUUAUCUAGCCAUCAGUUACUAGCCCGAGCAUGGCCGCUUGGGAGACAAAAAUGAAAAGUACCGACGACAAAUGAAAUACAACCUGUGCCCAUCUUUUGGCAAGAAUCAACGAAGCCUCCAUCAUGCACUAUGCACUCUUUGGCAGAAAUCUCUCAGUUUAAAAACAUCACUAGUUCUUGUCUUUAGAAACCAUCACUUCUUCCAUCUUUGUGCUCAUCUUGCAUUUUUGAAACAUCUAAGUGUAAAUUCAGCUUUAAAAGCUCUAUGCGUCACGGGUUUGUUAGCAGUUUUUAGAGUUUUCUCGACGGUUGGAAUCAGAAGGAAAUCACCAGCUUCAGUGCCUGCUUUUUACUGUAGGCAUCGCUCCCCGCCCAGUCCCCAGGGUCAGGGCACAGAAGACAGUCCCCAUGACGAUGGUGUACCUGGAAGCAGUCUCAGGGGGUGGGAAACUGACAGAUGCUUGAGCUGCCAGGGACCUAAGCUGUCACUGACUCCAAGAAGGAGGGACUUGCCCCAGCCAAGAACCAGACCUGCCCUUCCCACCACACCACACUGUAUUCCUUCGGGGGCUUUCGGCCCUUUGCAUCCAUCCAGGCCUUUGUCACACUGCAGCCCCCAGCUCAGGUCCCAUCUUCAGGGAAAUCACCCCGAUCCCACUGCUACACGUCGAUUCCAUCUUCACCCUCCUACAGCCCUGUGCAUUUAGGGUAACUGACAGCAUUACUUUUCCAUAUUCACCUUUAGCAAUGAAAAAGCCUUCCUGCCUCAUCCAUGAUUUUGUCCCUUAUGUCUCUCCAAUUAAAAACGAAAAACGGCAAGUUGACUAACACCUUUCCAGCUCCAGUCACUUUUGCACCUGGUGUCUUUCUUCUCCGUGUCACCCCCAACCCUGACCUCCAGAAACCAACCCUCAUUUGCCAUUUUAAAUGGCCCACCUAAAUGGACGUAAUAACGGAGCUCUCCCACCCACCGACGACUCCAAGCCUGGCUUCUGAGCACGAGAAAGGAAGAGUCCAGCUCUGGCUGCUGGAAUUCCACUCCUGGGAUCAGCUGCCUGUGGAGGGCUGUGUCUCAACUUCACUGACUCCCCGCAUUUUGAGUCUCCUCCCAAGAUGUCUUCUCCUCAUAGAUCCCGUACUUCUAAGUCCUUUCAUCUUUCUCUAAGGCUCCCAGGUGGGAAGAGUUAAGUGUUCACUUAUCUGUGAGAUUUUUAUUUGAGGACUGAUGAUAACUGAUGCUGUGGGCUUGGUCCUCGGAGUUCACUGAUCAAGGAUUACAACCACCAGUGACCAAUAUUCAACCGUCCGUUAUUGGUUUUUUCUUUCUCUUGAAGAGAAAGAGGCCACGGUAUUUGGCUAAGUAUACAAUGAAGGGCAUGAGAGUUGGAGAUACAAAGGGAAAUCCCUUCCUUCCCAAAAGUCACUCCUGAAAACUCAGGGCAGCCAGACCUUCAUGUUCAGGGCUCCCUUGCUCCAGAGGAGAACAGGACCAUGAACUUAACCCGAUCCAUGCCUUUGAGAGGCCGGGGCCCCCAAAGGGUUGAUCAAUGGAGAUGCCGCAUUAAGAGGAAGGCUGGAGCAGCCCCACGGGCAGGGAGCCAGUUGGGGCCCCCAGUGCUGCCCCAGGGGUGGAAGGAACCUGCCGGGGGGGAGCCCCACACGUACCACGAGCCUGAGCACUGGCCCCAUGUUUGGGAACCUUGGCAAAGAUUCCUGUGCCCAGGCUUCGGGCUUGGCAUAAAGUGGGUGGAGCUGUGACUUUCAAGGGGCACAGUGGGGCCAUUUCCACAGGCCUUGUUCUUGCCCUGUAAUGAGAGACCACCAUCCUUGUGCCCCGGACAAGGCAGUGGGCUGCUUGUGCGCAUCCUCAUCAGAGGCACCUGAAAGUUUCUCAUCAAAAGAAAUGCAGUUGGGGCUUCCCUGGUGGCGCAGUGGUUGAGAGUCCGCCUGCCGAGGCAGGGGACGCGGGUUCGUGCCCCGGUCCGGGAAGAUCCCACAUGCCGCGGAGCGGCUGGGACCGUGAGCCAUGGCCGCUGAGCCUGCGCGUCCGGAGCCUGUGCUCCGCAACGGGAGAGGCCACAGCAGUGAGAGGCCCGCGUACCGCAAAAAAAAAAGAAAUGCAGUUGGAUCCCCAAAGUUCCAUGAAACGAGUUGAAGUCCACGUGAAGUUGAUCGUUAGGGUGUCCUCAUCCACUCCCACACCCCUCUGUUUUAUUAACGGGGGACCUCAGUGUGUGAGCUCAAGUGAGCUGCACACUCCAUGCAGGAAGCGCUCCCUGCUCUGGGGGGAGGCACAGCCCAGCCAUCCUGAAGAAAGUCCCCCAUUUCACCUUGUGAGGCCUCAGCGCCCAGAAGUGGGUGUUUAUGGAGAACCUGCCUGGUUUUCACUACCGUGAUACAUCAGUACAGGCAGACCUCAUCUGGUUGUGCUUCACAGAUAUUGCAUUUUUCACAAAUUGAAGGCCUAUGGCAACCCUGCAUAUGUAUCUGUGUCACAUUUUGAUAAUUCUCGUAGUAUUUCAAACUUUUUCAUUAUUACUGUGUUUGCUGUGAUGAUCUGUGAUCAGUGAUCUUUGAUGUUACUGUUGUAAAAAUAUUAUGAUUCCCUGAAGGCUCAGAGGGUGGUUAGCAUUUUUUAGAAAUAAAGUAUUUUUAAAUUAAA
Globicephala melas (long-finned pilot whale) is the source of this 11989-nucleotide messenger RNA. RefSeq names its product tRNA methyltransferase 9B (putative) (gene TRMT9B). Gene Ontology annotation, cellular component: cytoplasm; nucleus. The record is from RefSeq and is a predicted model, not a curated record. Gene Ontology annotation, biological process: tRNA wobble uridine modification; tRNA methylation. Lineage: Eukaryota; Metazoa; Chordata; Mammalia; Artiodactyla; Delphinidae. Gene Ontology annotation, molecular function: tRNA binding; tRNA (5-carboxymethyluridine(34)-5-O)-methyltransferase activity; S-adenosylmethionine-dependent methyltransferase activity.